AUGGAUUCGCCAAAGCAGCUUUACCCAGCCUGGGCCCCGGGAUCACCUCAGAUGCCCAGUGAAGAGAAUUCCCAGGAAGGUUCAGCUGCCUCUCAAACUAUCUCCGAAGUAUUAAUAAAGAACCUCAGUAAAUUGACUCUCGACCCCAGUAUCAAACUCCCUUCCCCUCUACCAGAAUACCCAUCCCAACAGCAGGGCAGAGAGAAGAAACCACAGGGGCUGGUUGAGCGCAACCUCAGCAGUAGGAGGAGGACUGGAGUAAGGACUUUGGUAACUGCUCGGAAAGAAAGGAUGGCAAGGAUGAUGCGACUGAUUCAGUACCAGCGAUACCUCAGCCCGGGGCCCCAGCUUCAAAAAGAUCUACAGCAGAAGGAAGCUGAGGAGGGUGAAUCAAGAGUGGAAAGAUGUAGACGUAGCCGUCAUCACUGCCUGUAUCAUAAAGAUCUUUCUGAGGACACCAGCAUGGAGAAUAAUUAUGACACAGAGCCUAUGUAA
Messenger RNA from Odobenus rosmarus divergens (Pacific walrus), 495 nucleotides. Its product is annotated as developmental pluripotency-associated protein 3-like. Bases 1 to 495 code for a protein of 164 amino acids. The record is from RefSeq and is a predicted model, not a curated record. Lineage: Eukaryota; Metazoa; Chordata; Mammalia; Carnivora; Odobenidae. The transcript has a single exon. Gene Ontology annotation, biological process: epigenetic programing of female pronucleus. Gene Ontology annotation, cellular component: nucleus.